Phytomonas sp. EM1 is the source of this 395-nucleotide messenger RNA. The record is from the annotation of a GenBank genome assembly. NCBI's taxonomy places the organism in Eukaryota, Euglenozoa, Kinetoplastea, Trypanosomatida, Trypanosomatidae.
GGUCCCAACUAAAUAAUACACAAAGCAAUAUUUUUUAUACGGUUAGUUCGACUCAUAAAGCCCAUUAUUGUAUAUUCCCUUAAUAGGUUGUUCUCAGUGUCAGAAUGCCAGGCCGGCACGGCAAGCAAAGAAUUCGAAAGAAAAAAUCGAAGCGUGCGCCCGUCACUGAAAUGGAGCGCACGCUAAAAGAUAGUAUUUAUGGCCGUAAGCGAAAGGAAAGAGCAAUACUCAAAGAACUUUUGCCACCAAAAAUAACCCCUAAGAUCAAUAGAGUGGCGUUGUCGACCAACCUUCCGAUGUUUACUUCAUUAACUGGCACCCCUUCGAACGAUACAGAGAGUAAAGCAAAAGUCUCGUCAUCUAAUCCCUCAUUGUUGUCUAAAAAGGCUGUGUAA